GGGCAGUGGGGGGCCAUGAAGCAGCGCGGGCUCCCGGCCGGGCGGGCCAUGGCGGCGGCGGCGGCGGCGGCGGGAUCGGGCCCCGGGGGGGGCCGGGGGCCGGUGCUGACCCUCGGGACGAUGAACCCGGCCGUGCGGCGGGUGGAGUACGCGGUGCGGGGGCCCAUCGUCACCCGCGCCCUCCAGCUGGAGCAGGAGCUGCGGCAGGGCGUCCCCAAACCCUUCACCGAGGUGAUCAAGGCGAACAUCGGCGAUGCCCACGCCAUGGGGCAGAAACCCAUCACCUUCCUCCGCCAGGUGACAGCCCUGUGCCUGUACCCGGAGCUGCUGACCGAACCCUCCAUCCCGGAGGACGCCAAGGAUCGGGCCCGCCGGUUGCUGGCAGCCUGCGGCGGGCAGAGCGCCGGUGCCUACAGCGCCAGCCCCGGCAUCGAGCUGGUGCGGCAGGACGUGGCACGUUUCCUCCAGCGCCGCGACGGCGUCCCCGCCAAACCCCAGGACAUUUUCCUCUCCACCGGGGCCAGCGAUGCCAUCGUGAGCAUCCUGAAGCUGCUGGUCUCGGGUUCGGGGGGGUCGCGCACGGGGGUGCUGAUCCCCAUCCCGCAGUACCCCCUCUACUCGGCGGCCAUCGCCGAGCUCAGCGCCGUCCAGCUCAACUACUACCUGGACGAGGAGCACUGCUGGGCGCUGGACGUGGCCGAGCUGCGGCGGGCGCUGGCCGAGGGGCGCCGCCACUGCUGCCCCCGCGUCCUCUGCAUCAUCAACCCCGGCAACCCCACCGGCCAGGUGCAGAGCCGGCAGUGCAUCGAGGACGUCAUCAAGUUCGCCUUUGAGGAGAAACUCUUCCUCAUGGCCGACGAGGUGUACCAGGACAACAUCUACGCCGAGGGCUCGGCCUUCCACUCCUUCAAGAAGGUGCUGUUCGAGAUGGGGCCGCCCUACUCGGAGGCGGUGGAGCUGGCCUCCUUCCACUCCGUCUCCAAGGGCUUCAUGGGCGAGUGCGGGUUCCGCAGCGGGUACGUGGAGGUGGUGAACAUGGAUCCCGAGGUGCAGCAGCAGCUGGCCAAACUGGUGUCGGUGCGGCUCUGCCCCCCCGUCCCCGGGCAGAUCCUCCUGGACGCCGUCGUGGCCCCCCCCCAGCCCGGAGAGCCGUCCUAUGAGCUGUUCAUGGCGGUACGGGGGG
Messenger RNA from Phalacrocorax carbo (great cormorant), 1183 nucleotides. Lineage: Eukaryota; Metazoa; Chordata; Aves; Suliformes; Phalacrocoracidae. The record is from RefSeq and is a predicted model, not a curated record.